AUGACAGUUGCGCGGCCUGUCCGGGCGUUGAUCGCCGGAGGGUGCAUCAUCUGGUGUUUCUUUAUGUGGCAGAUAUUUGCUCCUUCAUGGGGGCUAAGUGGUCCCGGCGAUCGGUACUCCAAUUUUGAACGAGAUCCCAUGUUAGAUCCUACCGACGAACCAGAAGGAAAGUUACAUCGCACGAGUCCGAGAUACGCCCACGAUGCGCAAAACACCGAACGUAUAGAUGCUACGCUGUUGGCCCUUGUAAGGAACGAGGAGGUGGACGCUAUGGUUAUGUCUAUGCGUGACCUCGAAAGGACAUGGAACUCAAAGUUCAACUAUCCCUGGACAUUUUUCAACGACAAGCCUUUUACGGAAGAGUUUAAGAGGAAAACGAGGGCGGCGACGAAAGCAAAGAUCAACUACGAAAUCAUCCCCGACGAACAUUGGAAGAUGCCAUCCUGGAUCGACGAACAAAUAUUCGAAGAGUCAGCCAAGAUUUUGGAGAAGAACGGUGUUCAAUACGCAAGCAAGAUCUCAUACCACCAAAUGUGUCGAUGGAAUAGCGGUCUCUUCUACAAGCAUCCAGCCCUCAAGGAUAUCCGCUACUACUGGCGUGUAGAGCCGAAUGUGCACUUCUUCUGCGAUGUCGACUACGACGUCUUCCGCUACAUGCACGACAACAACAAGACAUACGGAUUUACGAUCAACCUUUACGACGACCCCAAGACUCUUCCUUCGUUGUGGCCCGAAACAGUCAAGUUCCUUGCUGAGCACCCAGGAUACAUUCAUCAAAACAGUGCUGUUGGCUGGGUCACUGAUGAUAUUCGCCGACCACAGUCGAAUAGAAAGGCUCAGGGGUACUCGACGUGCCAUUUCUGGAGCAAUUUUGAGAUUGGAGACAUGGAGUUCUGGCGGAGUAAAACCUACGAAGACUACUUUAACCACCUUGACCGUGCGGGUGGCUUCUUUUACGAACGAUGGGGCGAUGCCCCUGUUCAUAGUAUUGCUCUCGGUCUGUUUGAAGAUCAGAGCAAGAUACACUGGUUCCGUGAUAUCGGAUAUCAGCAUAUUCCCUUCUUCAACUGUCCCAACUCUCCCAAGUGCAAAGGCUGCGUCACUGGCCGUCUCACAGACGGCGAAGCCUGGCUGCACCGAGAAGACUGUCGGCCCAACUGGUUCAAGUAUGUCGGUAUGGGCUGA
This is a messenger RNA of Fusarium pseudograminearum CS3096, 1185 nucleotides long. RefSeq lists its product as uncharacterized. Gene Ontology annotation, molecular function: alpha-1,2-mannosyltransferase activity. The record is from RefSeq and is a predicted model, not a curated record. The transcript is spliced from 4 exons. NCBI's taxonomy places the organism in Eukaryota, Fungi, Ascomycota, Sordariomycetes, Hypocreales, Nectriaceae. Gene Ontology annotation, cellular component: membrane; Golgi apparatus. Bases 1 to 1185 code for a protein of 394 amino acids. Gene Ontology annotation, biological process: protein O-linked glycosylation; cell wall mannoprotein biosynthetic process; protein N-linked glycosylation.